Molecule: messenger RNA, 2481 nt
Organism: Symbiodinium natans
Lineage: Eukaryota; Dinophyceae; Suessiales; Symbiodiniaceae
Source: the annotation of a GenBank genome assembly
AUGGCGAUUGCUCUGAACCUCGACGGGUUCUGGAUCCGGAAGGUGGACAGCCACGUGAGCUGGGAGCCCUGCUUGGUGUGUCGCAGCUGCCUCCCUGGAUACGUGCGCAGCCGCCUGCCGCUGCAGAGCUCCUGUGAGCUCUGCACCCACCAGUCGAUGAUUGUGAAUAUCGCCAUUUUCCUCUUCUUGGUCGUGGCCCGCUCGCAGCCCGAGUCCGACCGAAGCGUGGUCUCUUUGUUCUCCGUGCGGUUCUCGCAUGUGGUUCUGGCCCUGUGGCUCGCCAAGCUCGGGGUGGAGAGGCGGAGCAACCCCAAGGAUCUCGACCUGCGCCUUGGCUACCUCAAGCUUCUCUUGCUCUACCUCAUCGUUGAGGCUGCCGCGAAGAUCCGUAUGCCCUUGAGGGUAGGAGCUCCUGUGCCCCUCCUCAUUCCCCCCCCCCUUUUCUUCCUGUCGGAGGGCGCUUUGGCAGAGACGGCCAUCGAGAUCCUCAACGACUUCCGCACAAGUGAUCUGGGUCCAAUCCUGGGCCACGUGCUCGCCGUCUUCACCUGGUCGCCGCACCUCGCGCUUCGUGGCCGUGCGCUGUUUGAUGGACCAGCUGGCCCAGUCUGCACCUCGGCCGCGCCAGCCGGAGCUGGCUACCUCCACGGCGAGGGCGUCGCAGUCAGCAACAGCAUUGCCGGCUCGGCAGCGUCCGAAGCGGUGGCCCUCUUGCCUCUGGACGUGCUCGCCGACUCGCUCUCGAAGCUUGGGUCGAAAACCACCGCGGCCGUGAGGAAGCUCAACCACACAGCCUGGUUCUCGGAGGACGCCGCACCCGUGCGGGAGUCCUUGCCUCCCGGCCGUAGAAGCCUCUUGCAGAAAGAUUACCAGUACUCCACGGAGCUCUAUGCCCAGACUUUCUGGCUCUUCCUCUACGUUUCGAACUUUGUGUACGUCUGGGCAUGCUCCCUGACCCGCACAGACGGAGGGGCUGGGGUGGUCUUUGGGAUCCUCACAGGCUUAAUCUGGGACAGCUCCUUCAACAGCCGGGCGAUCUUCUUCUAUCAGGAGACGCUGGCCAGCUACGAUGCCGAGGAUUGGCUGGCCUUCAUCCAGGCCUACUUCCAGAAGUGGGGCGUCUUUGGCCUCUGGUCCUGGGACCUCGCGGCCGCGCGGGCCGAGGGCUUCGGUUCCUGGGCCCGCGUCUUCACGGAGCAGAGCUACCCCUUGCUGAUCUCUUUGAUCCUGGUUCUUUACGGCAGCGUUCUUGCCGGGCUCCUGGAGUUUGCGCGCUGCAGCGAGGUGCCACAUGAGACCGUGCGCCGGAGCCUCUUUGCCCCGGAGGUGCAAUGCCUCGACUUCAGCACGCACCUCGCACGUCUCUGCGCCAUUCUGGCGGUGCUGUGGCUCCUCGGCGUGCCCCUGGUUCUGGGCUGGGUGCUCAACAGGGCCCGCAACCACCUCUCCGAAGACUUCGAGUUUCCCGUGGAGGUCUCCGUUCUCAGCUUUGGCUACCGUCUUGGAUGCUGGAGAUGGGAGAGCUACAUCUUCUUGCUGAAGGGCUUCGUCAUCGGGAGCAGCCUGCUGAGCCCAAUGAACCGAAGCAGCUUCCUCUUCCUCGUGGCGGUGCUCCACGGCUUCAUAAGCCGGAGCUUCAACCCCUUCACGUCGCGUUCAGACUUCGCCCUGGUCAAGGCAGACGGGCGCUUUGCGCUCUUCUUCGUUGCGCACAGCAUCCUCAUCCAGUUCCUGGCAGUUUCAACUUCCAUCCCGAGAAACUUGCGGAUCUUGGGGGUUGUUCUGAUCAGCUGCAUGGUUCUGCUGAACGUGCUCCUCCUUGUCUACCUCCUGGUCGCCUGCUUUGCCUGCUGGCAGGAUACGUUCAUCGAGAGCUAUGAGUUCUACGACUGGGAGCUCUGGCGGAAGAAGCGCCGAUGCUUGACAAGCUGUGUGAGGAUGCCGGUGACCAUGCUGCUCGACCACUACAAGCGCCGGGUGCGGCGCCGUGCCUACGUGAGCUUUGACCCCUCCUUCGGGUGGCUCACGGUCUGCGGCAGCCAUGGCGACCAGGCGAAGGCGACGGUGAACUGGCGCAGCGGCCGCCCUCCCGACCUUUCUGCAGCCCCGGCGGUACCAAAUGGCGAGGUCGCGCAGUCGACGGCAGGGCAGCGACGGAAGGUCCAGAAGUAUCUGCACCAAGCGGCUGAGCGCCUCUCGCUCAUCAAGGGCUGUGCGACCUUCAGCGUCCUCGAGCUGGAGUUCAUCAUCCGGGCCGCGUUUGUCUUCGCGCGGCGCGCCGAGCUCCAGAAGAGCCGACUGGCCCGCCCUCUCACGCUGAUCUCGCAGGAGGAGUCGUUUUUGGGCCUGGAUGCCCUGGAGCUCCUCUGGAGCAGCCUCGACCUGGAGGCAGUGGGUGCUUGGAACAACUGCGAAGGCUACGAAGGUCACGUCUUCAUGAUGGUCCAUGUAAGGCUCCUAUGCGAAUACGGAGCCUUGUAG